AAUAAAUCAAUAAAAAUAUAUGCAGCAUAACGCCCAGCAGCAGCAGCUCGUGUUGAUUGCAUAGCAUUUUGUUGCAACCAACCAUCAGCGCGCAUGCCACAAUGCCGUCGGCUAUGCAACUCACCAGCUGAAAGCGUAAAACCAUUCGUGUAACGGCGGCAUUCCAGUUUUGUUUGGUUUUUUGCAAUACUCUACACGCCCGUGAUUAAUUACGACAGAGGUAAAUUUCGCUUGUUGUUCUCGGCUUUGAAGGCAGCCUAAUCCAGGUCAAAACACCGACAUUUAUAGCAACCAAUGCCGGCAGGAAACCUCGAUCACACAAAACUAAAUGCGAUUUGUUGCUGGAUACUUUGGUCACUGGUCACCGGUCAUUGGUCAAUUGUAACGCAAGGAGAAUGUGUUCGAUUUUUCAUAAUCGCAUAAACUUUCGCGGUUUGCGCAGCAACUCGAGUGGCAGCAAUAGUAGCGGCAGCAAUAUUAGUGAGAGCAUUAGCAGUCUAACCAAAGAACUGGACGCAGAUCGAAAUAAUAAUGGCGGAGGCGUGGGCAACAGUGAGCUCAACGGCGGGGAAACGACGUUUCAGAAUGACUGCAAAACGGAGAGCAUUUUACCUUUGAAGAGCGCCACCUCCACGCCAGAUAGUGCCUCUGACGAAAAUAUUGAUCCACAGUGCAAUAUGCCUGCCGCCAACGAAGAGCUGGUGGGCGAGCGUAGCAGCGUAGAAUGCGACAAUGGCGAAGAGGAGCUUGAGGCGACGGGUGAUAGCAAUGAGGCGUUGGAUUUGUCCGUGCUGCCGGGGAAUCGACUGCCGGUUAGUGGUCAUGUAGCAUUGGAGGCUUUACAACACACCAAAGUGGCGGUGGCGCAAUUUGCCGCCUCAGCGCUGAGUGGCGCACAAAAUUAUGGCGAAGCGAUGAGCGAGCUGGCAAUGGUACAGUCGACGAUACUGAAUGUGCAGCGGCAGCACCUCAUGCAACUGCAGCUCAUACAACACCUGCAGAGUCAGCUAAAGCGUGCAAGUGACGCUGAACAGCUGGACGAUGAGCAAACCGAUGAGUUAGAGCAGCAGCACUCCGUGUCAAAGAGGCGAUUGCUGCAAUCGCCACAGAUGGAAACGGAGGAGAAGAAGCACGACAAAGUCGUGUCUAAAAUGGAGCGACGGCAUGCAAUAGACAACACAAGCCCACACAGCGCAAGCGAAGGUGUCGAAUCAUUGAGACCACUGAGACCAGCGGCUACGUCAAAAGAUGAGAAUACAAAGACUGAAGAAUCAACAAGUGCAAUCGCGAGCUUGGACAUGCAAGUGAGAAAGAGCGGAAGUACGAAGACGCUAAGCAUGGGCAGUAUAAGCCACGAUACCGUUGUUACACCGCUGCCAAACUCCACCAUCCACAACAACAAUUACCAGCCUUUGAUGUGUGACAUUAGCUCCUCGCUCGCUUCCAGCAUUAUCACCAAUCAUGAUCCACCACCUGCUCCCAAUGAACCCAAUUGCUUGGAGAUGCUACAACGUCGCACUGAAGAGGUGCUUGAUUCAGCCUCGCAAAGUCUGCAUGCCUCUCAUCUGCAGGACGAGUAUGAGUAUACGCAAAAGGAUGCGCAGAGCAGGGGUGAAAUAUUUAAACAUCGCUGCAAGUACUGUGGCAAGAUUUUUGGCUCCUUUUCCGCAUUGCAGAUCCAUCUACGCUCACAUACUGGCGAGCGCCCUUUUCACUGUAAUGUCUGUGGCAGUAAAUUCACCACAAAAGGUAACCUGAAAGUCCACUAUCAACGGCAUACGCAAAUAUUUCCGCCAAUGUUAUUGGCGCCGGGACCGGGUGGCACAGUAGUAGAACAGUUUCCCGCAUACGGCGCACCGAUUGGUGGACCAUUGGUCAGAUUACCCGUGUCUAGCGAAGCAAAGGCAAUAGGUGUUGAAGAGCCUGUGUUGAGUACACAAAAGGAAAAAGCCGAAGAGUUGACACACCAGUCAACGUCUAAACCAGUAACACAACCAGAGGAGACACACUCGCCUGAUGAGACUCCGCAGGAUUUAAGUAAGCCGCAUCAUUCACCUGAAAGACACGAAAAUUCCGAGACCAUAGCACCAUGCAUUUCGCCAAAGACGCCCUCGAUAACGAAACAAAUCGCCGAGACCAAACUUGAUAAACCGGAACGCCCAACCAGCCACCAUUCGCUACACGCACAUCACCCGCCGAAACGCAGCAGUAGCACGCGGAAACGAAAUUCUCGCGCCAACACGCCGCACUCCGGUGUCAGUGAAUCACGUAAGUCACAUGCACACGAAGAACGUGACCGUGAACGCGAACGAGACCGUGAUAGGUUGGUGGAAGGUGGCGAAUUUACGCCCAAAUCUACAUCGUCUCUACGCCGCUCAUCAUUGAGUCGCAACUCAAGUAACAGCGGCCUCGAGCCGCACAUCUCCUCGGAAUAUUCGUUGGCGCAGAUGGAACGCAUUAUUGAUAAAUCUUGGGAGGAUCUAAUCGAAAUCGAUACCACUUCAGAGACUUCGAAGCUGCAACAGCUGGUCGACAAUAUUGAGAACAAGCUAACCGAUCCCAAUCAGUGCAUCUUCUGUCACAAGGUGAUGUCAUGCCGCAGCUCAUUGCAAAUGCAUAUACGCACACAUACCGGCGAACGACCGUUCCGUUGUAAAAUUUGCGGGCGUGCCUUUGCAACCAAGGGCAAUCUGAAGGCGCACAUGAGCAUUCACAAGAUCAAGCCACCGAUGCGCAGCCAAUUCAAGUGCCCUGUGUGCCAUCAAAAGUUCUCGAAUGGUGUGAUACUGCAGCAACACAUACGCAUACAUACCAUAGAUGACGGCAGUGGUGUCUUGGCUGGCUUGCCUGGUGUCGCCUUGAAUGGUGGUGUACUCGGUACAUUUUCACUGCCGCUAGGUGCGCUACCCGGCGCAGCUGGCAACGCGGAGGCAGUGGCGGAGCACAAUGCUCGUAUGAAAGCUCACAUGGAUGCAGCGAUCGAGGAUCAGAACUCGAACAAGUCUAUGGGCACCUCGGAUAAUUUUGACUUCUCCACCACCUCCGAUUAUUCAGGCCAGCGUUCCGAAUCAUCACAAGGGGACUACGAUGACUUCAUGACUAUGGAUAGCACGGAUGACUCGCGCGAGAAUAUGAAUUCAUUAACGCCUUUCGAUCGUCGGCUGGUCGAUGAAUAUGCUGACGAACGUGCACACGAGGGAGGAGAACGUGGCGAGAGCGGGGAGUUACCGAAUCCAGUGGCUGCUAUGGCGGCUGCGGCUGCUAUGGAUCUUUCGGCACGCGGUUUCCACACAAAUGGCAUGUCACAGAAGGCGCUGGAACAACUGCCCAUGUUGGGAAUGUCACCGAAUUUUUUGCUAAUGGCGGCGGCGCGCGAGGAGAUGCAAAUGUUGGGUGCGCAUGCAAAGUUUCCGCUUUUGCCUUUUGGACCGCUCGGCUUUAUGGGUUUACAUCCCCAAACGCAUUUAUGCAAUGUGUGUUACAAGAUAUUUCCCAACCCAGCAGCUCUCGAGCGCCACACACAUAGCGAACAUACCAAAGAUGUUGCUAAUAACAUAACAACAACUACAACAACCAUAGGGACAACGAUAGCAACUACUACAGCAGCUAGCAGCAAUAACAACAGCAAUGCAACCACGACAAGUGGCGCAGUUACGGCGAAUAAUACAAGUCGUUCUACGAAUUGUGAUAGGACAUCACCAUACAAUGCGAAGCUUACAGUGAGUUCCAAUCUUUUCCCCAAGCACACCAGCGGCGAGAUAGAAAGAGAUUGCGCCACACCAAAUGGUACAUCUGCAACAAAUAAUCAAAAAAACUUACCAAAUUUUCCCAGUAGCAAAAGUUCGGCAUGCGCGACACCCAAUAGUUCAACCGAGCAUGAAGUUAGCGGUACGCAAACGCUACACGAACGCAUCAAACAAGAACCCGGCACAGAGGCUGAGCUCGAACAACAACACCUAAAAACCGAUCUUUCAAGAUCCUCUCAAGCUGGUGCCCCAGUAUGCACACCAAACCAAACACCAACAUCCACACCAUCACCCCUGCCUACAACAUCAUUAGCGGCGUCCGCUUGCAUACCACCACACACAGUAUCCUCUAACCACCCCUUGGAGCUGCAGAAUGUGCCACCAACAGCGCGCUCGCCUUUCGAACUUUCUGCUCACCCGCAUCUAACAUUGCCGCACAACAACGCCGAACAAUCGCUCAUGCAAAUGCAAUUACUAUCCUCACUUCCGCAUGAUACCAUGCAAUCCAUGCAACUGCACUACGGACACGCCCAUUACCAUCACCAACAACAUCUCCAACAUCAACAACACCCGUCAUCGCAUCCCCAUCAACAAUUGUCACAUAAAUCUUUGCUGCCCGCAGAUGCUCAUCGCUUCCCCGCCAGCCCAUUGGACUUCCAACAGGCUCUGAUGUCAGUCGGGCCGCCGAGCUUGAGCGCCGAUGCCGCCUCCGGUGCGAAUCAGAAACAUUUUUGUCACGUCUGUCGGCGUAACUUCAGUUCGAGCUCAGCGCUACAGAUCCAUAUGCGUACCCACACUGGGGAUAAGCCGUUCCAGUGUAAUGUGUGCCAGAAGGCCUUCACAACUAAAGGAAAUUUGAAGGUGCACAUGGGUACGCACAUGUGGACGAAUCCCACAUCACGACGUGGUAGACGUAUGUCACUUGAGUUACCCUUACAUCGACCCGGAAGUAUGCCAGCCGAGACGGAUUUCAUGCAAAGGCGUCCUGAGUUAUUUUUCCCGUAUUUGCCGCCAUUUUUCAACGGAUUACCGCCAAAACCUAGCGAUCUGAGCCCUAGCACCUUUUCCAACCUGACACCACCACACUUUCCGAAUGGCGCGAAUGCUGGCAAAUAUCCACCCGGACUCUUGGGUCUGCCGCCUUUUCUGGCGCCUCCCUACAGCUUUCCGGGCAUGACGCCACAGUCAAUUGGCGAACGUGCGCAGGGAGGGGAUAGUAAAUCUCCAACACCAACAAGAGAUGAGCCCAAGAACUCGGAUAGUCUAACGCGUGGCACGACCUUAGAAGACACAGCGCCUUGGCAUAUGUUAAGUAAAAUUAAAACGGAGAACAAUCAAAAUGAAGAAAUGUCAACAACCCCGACGAAUAGCAAUCAAAUGGACGAGACGCGCGCCGAAGCGCAACGCGUAGUAGAUUAGUCGGCGGGGUAAGCAUGAAAUAUGUUAUACUGGGGUAAGCUUUCAAAAUUAUAGAACCACUUACUUUGUAUAAGAGAUUUUAGGCGACGUGAAAAAAAUGUGAAUGUGAAAUUAUUUUUAGCGGAUAGUGAAACUGAAAACAUGGUUUUGUGGAGUACAUAUCGUAAAAUCGUAAAUGCUUGAAAAUUAUUGCUAAAUUAUGAGCCCAUGAAUAUUGUAAUUAAAUGAAAUAAAAAAUAAACUAAAAUAAACAGUAGCGAACGUAUAUACAAAGGUAUGUAUGUCUGAAACGAAGAGAAAUAGAAUUCAGCGAGUUAGUUUUAAGUCCAAAGCAAAAGAGAAAAAUAAUUACACAACUAAAUAAAUACAAUAAUUAGUAUGGAACGCAUGUCUGCAUUUAAGUGGCAUUAAA
Anastrepha obliqua is the source of this 5577-nucleotide messenger RNA. RefSeq names its product homeotic protein spalt-major (gene salr). Gene Ontology annotation, biological process: regulation of transcription by RNA polymerase II. Lineage: Eukaryota; Metazoa; Arthropoda; Insecta; Diptera; Tephritidae. The record is from RefSeq and is a predicted model, not a curated record. The coding region runs from base 396 to 5165 and encodes 1589 amino acids. The transcript has 7 exons. Gene Ontology annotation, molecular function: RNA polymerase II cis-regulatory region sequence-specific DNA binding; DNA-binding transcription factor activity, RNA polymerase II-specific. Gene Ontology annotation, cellular component: nucleus.